CGAAGGUAUAGAUUUGUGGGGAGAACAGACAAGUCGCUGAUCUGUACAAUAUGGCAGGAUUGCCUGAUCAGGUGCUGCAAUGGCUGUACAGUGUGCUCCUGAGUGAAUACCAUGAUGCCCAACGUGCCUAUAGCGACAGUGUCGCCGCCCUCUCGGCAUAUCCCUCACUAUCACCUCGAACCGAAGUGUACACAUACAACACUGGACGGCCAGCACUGUUGCUGCGCCUUUCGGGCACGCUCCCGGUCAAGUUUCGCGGUACCGUCUACAGGUUUCCCGUGACGAUAUGGCUACCGCAUGCAUAUCCCGCGGAUCCCGAGGGAAUCAUCGUCUUCGUACUCCCUGGUGAUGGUAUGGCUAUCCGUCCUGGGCAGCAUGUCGGCGUGGACGGGCGAGUCUACCACCCGUAUCUGCGCGAUUGGGCCGUCAAUCAACGCCCGAACCUCGUCGACUUCUUACGCAUCCUUCAAGAUGUCUUUGCCAGAGAACCUCCCGUUGUUGCGAAACCCGUUCAACAGCUUCAGUCACCCAUGCAGCGACCGCCACCUCCUCCAAAAGAGCACUCUCGUCCGACACAAUCUCAUGCUGCAGACAUGUCGGCAGGAGGACCUCCGCCUCGACCACCCAAGCCUGGCGAGCAAGGCCAUUCUGCCACUCCUGGAACAAGUCGAAACGAUGGGCCGCCUUUGCCGCCUCUACCGCACGAACGCCAAAGUCAGUCACCGCACUCGCGACCGGGGAGCGCCUUCGAGGCGCCGCAGGCUCAGCGAUACUCGAGAGCUCCUCCCUUACCACAACAGAUGCAGCAGAACUAUAGACAGACGCCGCCUUCGCCCUUGACGCCAAACGCGCAUACUCCUACCCAACGAUAUACUCAGCCUCCCCCCCUGCCACCACCACAGCAAUACCAACAGCACCCAAUACCCAUACGUUCAGCUUCCCACCAACCACAUCCACAACAAUACCAACAACCUCCUCCACAACAAUUCCAACAGAUGCCUCCGAACAUGUCUGCUCAGCACUAUCCGACACAACACAAUCCCCAUCAACAACCAGCCCCUGUCAAAUCCGCCCCUGCUCAGGACCUCCUCAGUGAUCCCUUCGAUGUCAGCAUAUCGACAACAGCCUCAUCAGGUCCAGCUCCUCCCAUCCCUCCUAACCCAGAAAAGGACCAUCUUUUACACCUCCUAUCUCAAUCUCUCGUCGCUCAAAUCCACCAGAAAGUAAAUCAGAAUACUUCUGCUCUGGCUCCUCUACGCGCCCAAUCUAUCGCUUUGCAAGAUGCACACUCAACACUGAACAUCGAGCUCUCGCAGUUGACAGCUCUGGACAAUACACUCACAACAAACGAACGUAUCCUUCACCAAGCCCUCUCCGACUGCGAUCGCGUCAUCGCCGACAGCAAAUCUACACCACAGCCACCAAUCGAUCAUGUCCUCGUCGCUCCCACCGUUGCUUCUACGCAACUCUGGAACCUGCAGGCUGAUGAAGCAGCAAUCCGAGAAGCGCUGUGGUGUCUACAACGGGCUGUGGGUGCUGGAAGAGUUGGUUCAGAAGUGUUUAUCAAGAUGACCAGAAGUCUGGCGCGAGAACUGUUCUUGAAGAUGGCUUUGAGCAAGAAGUUAGCUGAGGGCUUGGGCUUGGAUGUUGGAGGUAGCAGAGCAGGCACUUAUGUCGGCGAUGACGGCUAUGGAUAUUGAUAACGUUGGCUAUUUACGAAAGUAUGAAGAUGACCCUGUUCUACGCAUAGUCUCUCGUUUCUGCCAUUCGUUUUGUACUCCGAUCUUGAACCCGACAGAACCCUGAUUCGUGUUUUGGAUCUCGAAGUGACUUAGUGCACACAUCCUCCUCCAAAUCCUGGACGAGGAAAACGCAAAAUGCAAAUUUGCGAACUUUAAAGCCACAACAAUCUAAUAUGAAUCAAAGACCAUCUGGAA
Molecule: messenger RNA, 1937 nt
Organism: Aureobasidium subglaciale EXF-2481
Lineage: Eukaryota; Fungi; Ascomycota; Dothideomycetes; Dothideales; Saccotheciaceae
Exons: 2
Coding region: 51-1700 (549 amino acids)
Biological process (GO): protein modification process; endosome to lysosome transport; protein transport
Cellular component (GO): ESCRT I complex
Molecular function (GO): ubiquitin binding
Source: RefSeq, a predicted model, not a curated record